UGCGAGAUAAUAGUUCGUACAUCCAUCAUCCUGCGUGCGUGCUCUGAUACUUGUGAAUGUGUGUGGGUGAAUUGACUCGCGUCAAGUGCCAGUAGAACGUUUAGCCUUUAUACCCAUUUAGAAAGGUUUGAUUUACAAAGGUAUGGAAUCUGCGAGAAAGCAAGUUUUGAAUGAAGACAAAAGAAGAGGUAAAAAACGUCACUUGCGUCUGAAUGCAGUUCGAAAGAAAAGGAAAUGGAACAAAGGGAAAGUUUUACGUUUAGUUGACGGCAGGCUGCGUUACGUGAAAAACCAUGAAACAAGGUUUUCCAACUAUACUUCACAUGAGUCUUUCAGUACAUCCAAACACGCGGGGAAUAUAGAAAAUGCUGUUGAAAGGAAAACCCAGACAGACAGUGAGACUUGCUACAUAACGUUGUCUCCAGCAAGGUGUUCCACCUCUCCCGGCGAUACUGCUUCACAUGAUCAAGUAGACAUCGAUGGAGCAGGUUGUUCGUUUUGGACAAACGAAAUAUUGGCGUCACCGCAGAAAGUCACAACUACUGAUUAUCCUACAGAAGAAUAUGAUGUUACUGGAAUAUUUUCAGACACGGAACAAGAGUCAAAAUCGGUCACAAGUGACUACGCUCAGCUUCUUGAAGGCGUGGAGAAACUUUCGUCACCAGCAUCUUCACCCGAACAAACCUCUCCUAAAAAAACUUUCAGCUCUGAAUCAUCAACCUUUCCGAUACAAGGCCGUCGACUGUUUGAUGUUGACUUUCUAUUCAAAGAAAUGUCGCGCAUCAGCCAACAUAACAAAGUGUUUCAGUGUUCGUUUGAAAAUAUGCGAUUAAUAAAAGAACAUAAAAAUGGAAUGAUAAGUAAAUUUGAUUUCAAGUGUAAUAUGUGUGGUACUGUUGAAUCUAUUUUCUCGGAGGACCCCCAAACAAAUAAAGUCAACUGUAACAUGGCAUGGGUGAACAGUAUGUUGUUAACGGGCCAAAGUUUUACACAGUUACAAGACAUAACUUCAACUUUGGAAAUGCCUUGCAUGGCCAAGGAGACUUUCAACAAAUGUCAAAAAUCCCUAUCUUCUGUUAUACACGAUGUCGCAUGUCAAAGUAUGGAAGCCGCUGGCAAAGAAGAAGCAAGAUUGGCAGUAGAAAAUGGCAGUGUGGAUGUCGACGGAGUUCCUCUCAUAGCAGUUGUCACUGAUGGAGCUUGGUGUAAACGAUCGUAUGGAAACAAAUAUGAUGCUCUUUCUGGGGUGGCUUGCAUAGUAGGAAAAGAAACAAAAAAAGUUAUCUUCGCAAGCACUAGGAAUCGAUACUGCUGCAUAUGUUCACGAGCAAACAGUAAAAAUGAGACGCCAAAGGACCACGUCUGUUUCAAAAAUUGGAACAAGUCUUCAAAUGCCAUGGAAUCUGACAUCAUAGUGGAAGGUUUCAAAUGCAGUGUUUCCAUGCAUAACCUGAAAUAUCAUCAGCUGAUUGGUGAGUCACAAGGUGAUCAGUUAAUUUCAGAUGUUAUUAAUUAUUAUGUAUUUGUGUCGAUAGUAUAUUUUCGAAAUAAUUUCAAUGCCGUGUGGUAUUUAAUGUUUUUAUUUCCGACGUCGCACGUUUCAUAUGUUUUCAUACAAUGCUGCAUAUUGUAACGAACUGAAAUGUAGCGCUUUUGUAACAGCUACUUCCUAAAUAUACAGAAAGGUAUUAG
Molecule: messenger RNA, 1692 nt
Organism: Bacillus rossius redtenbacheri
Lineage: Eukaryota; Metazoa; Arthropoda; Insecta; Phasmatodea; Bacillidae
Exons: 4
Coding region: 143-1633 (496 amino acids)
Source: RefSeq, a predicted model, not a curated record